Messenger RNA from Lizanozyma spartinae, 1416 nucleotides. RefSeq names its product Mid1p (gene MID1). Gene Ontology annotation, biological process: calcium ion import across plasma membrane. Gene Ontology annotation, molecular function: protein binding; calcium channel activity. The record is from RefSeq and is a predicted model, not a curated record. Bases 1 to 1416 code for a protein of 471 amino acids. NCBI's taxonomy places the organism in Eukaryota, Fungi, Ascomycota, Pichiomycetes, Serinales, Debaryomycetaceae. The transcript has 2 exons.
AUGGGAGUAACUAAUCUAGGAGAUAACCUCAUUAACAAUGCACAAGGGUUGGGAGACUUCAUUCCAAUUAAUUCUACUAUUAAACAAGGUAGUAUAGAGUUUUUCCUGUUUGAUGUCAAUUUGACUACUGGUGUGGGUGAAUUCUAUGAACUUUUAGUCUUCGUCACUGGAAAUAUUUGCCGGCAACCACCAGGUUUAACCGAAGAUGAUCCUUCAUUACUGGUAUAUUAUUCUUUCAAUUAUUCUAUGAUAAAUGAUCUAUCCGUAGCAAAGAGAUCAGAAUUUAAUUAUGGAUAUGUUGAGAUGUUGGCAGAUCUUCCCUACACAUCUGCGCAAAAUACCCUGACACUUUAUUUGGCAGUCCAAGCCCCAGAAAAUACCAACUCAUCUGCAACGUGGAAAUAUGAAUUGGGUGCUUCACAAAAUGGUCUUGUAUUCCAAUGGGAUGAACGAGAUUGGAGCUGUUUAGUUGAUGCAGACGAUAAAUCAGCGUUGAUAGUUACUGGGAACUUGACAGGGAUUGUGGAUUCAAACAAACCGGACGAGUCCCUUUUCUCUGUUUAUUUAUUUCCUGAAAGUAUUCAGGAGGAGCUCAGAUUGCUUAAUCGAAGUAGAUGUGCCGUGUUAUCGAGCGACGCUUUACAGAUCCCCAAUGCUUUUACUUCUAGUUAUACCAAUAGAACUGGAAUGCUUCAAGAGCAGUUUUUUGUGGAUGGUCUUAACGACUCUACAACAUAUGUUGCCUAUGUGAUUUCGAAUUUCGCAACAAACAGUACCGGAGGCGCCUUAUAUAAGCCAUUUGCAUUUGAAACCAUGUCUCAAGGCUCUUGUGAGUUAAUCUACGAUUUAGAUUUUUGUCUGCAAGUAGCAUACAGUGUUGCUUCAAAUUCCACUCUCAAUGCUACUGGAACUAAGCAAUUGUAUGAUAUUUAUGCUCAAAAUUUGUACACUAACUUUUCCAAAGCACUUCAACAGGUGGCAUGCAAUACAACAAGUACUUCAGUAUUUUCUCCAGUUCGUACAUGCGAAGACUGUGCUGAAAGUUAUAAGAAUUGGCUCUGUUCCAUAGCCAUACCGAGAUGUACAACAGUGAAUCAUACAGAAUAUAUGCUCCGCGAAGCUGGCACAGGUAGAAAUUCAUUUAUCAAGGAUACAGUGGUACCCGAGACGGACUACUAUGAAAUAUUACCUUGUUUGUCCAUGUGUUAUAGUAUGGUUCGUGAUUGUCCCGCUGUCUUUGGGUUCGGAUGUCCAUCUGGUAAUAGUACAAUUGCAUUGUCAUACGGUUGGGAUUCUAGCGAUGAUUAUCCAACUUGCAACAGCGUGGGAAAACUUACAAGUAUGGCACAAGGGCACAUGUCAGUGAAUUGGGUAUCAAUGAUAGUGAUGUUUGCAGUAUUGGGUUUAGUUUUAUAA